AUUAUUGUUAAUAUCAUUGUAAAUAAUAAAUAAUAUAGAUAAUAUGGCAAAUAAUUUUAAAACUUUUGCAUAGACUAGUACGUUAUAUAGAAGUAUGUGAUUGGAUUUGAGCCUUUGUAAGGAAAUGUUCCAAAGACAAAGUUUGAAUAAACAAUGAUACGAAUUAAAUGAUAAUUUUACUGGCAGUAAAAUCAUCAGUCUAUUUUAAUUCUAAAAUGGGUGCAGUUAUCACUGCGAUCAGCUGGUAAGCGUCUCACAAGGGAAAUCCUGACAUGGCUGCUCUCGGGUUUGCUCUGUGAGAGCCAAAUAAUACAUCCGAGAUAAAUUUCUGCCGGGAAAUUACUUUGUAACAGAAUAAAUUUCCCUCAGAAAUGUCUCGCGAGCCAGACAUUUCCGCAAGAUUUCACAUUCUGACAUAAUUCCGACGAACUUGGACACGAUCUUGAGACAUGUCAAAAGUGUAACCUCAAACAGGUUAGAAAUAGUCGGCGAACAUCAGCGAGAUGAGGCGGAAGGCGGGCGUGGGUGCGAUACAGAAGCAGAAGCUGGAGCAAGAGAAGUACCGAGACAAGGGCACGGAGAUUCAGGAGAAUCAGUUCGAGCAGAUGACGAAGCACAUGGAGACGUUCCGCGUGAACCUGGAGGAGUUCGCGUCCAAGCACAAAAGCGAGAUCAAGAAGAACGCGCGUUUCCGUCGCCAGUUCACCGAGAUGUGCGCCUCGAUUGGGGUGGAUCCGCUGGCGUCUGGCAAGGGUUUCUGGUCGGUGCUGGGCCUCGGCGAUUUCUACUACGAGCUCGCCGUGCAGAUCGUCGAGGUGUGCAUGGCGACCAAUUACAAGAACGGCGGCCUGAUAUCGCUGGACGAGCUGCGAACGCGCCUCGUCCAGGCACGGGGACGUAGGCGGGAGCACCAGGAAAUCACCAACGAGGAUCUGCUGGCCGCUGCCAAGAAGCUCAGGAUAUUCGGCAACGGCUUCUCCGUGGUGCCUAUCGGCCGGGGGAAGCACCUGGUGCAGUCGGUGCCCGGUGAGCUCAGCAUGGAUCACACCGCGGUGCUGCGGCAGGCCAGUCUGUCCGCGAACGCUCACGUCUCCAAGUCGAUCCUGUGUAAGGAACUGAGAUGGGAGGAGGACAGAGCGCAGAAGGCUCUCGACCACAUGAUGAAGGAGGGUCUCGCUUGGCUGGACAAACAAGGCGAGGGGGAGGUGCUGUACUGGUUCCCGAGUUUAUUCACAGCUUGCAUCGUUUCCAAAGAGUGAAUCCUGCAGCAACAUUCUUGUCACCGCCGCGUAG
Molecule: messenger RNA, 1293 nt
Organism: Ooceraea biroi (clonal raider ant)
Lineage: Eukaryota; Metazoa; Arthropoda; Insecta; Hymenoptera; Formicidae
Gene: lsn
Product: vacuolar-sorting protein SNF8
Biological process (GO): protein transport to vacuole involved in ubiquitin-dependent protein catabolic process via the multivesicular body sorting pathway
Cellular component (GO): ESCRT II complex
Source: RefSeq, a predicted model, not a curated record